Molecule: messenger RNA, 204 nt
Organism: Plenodomus lingam JN3
Lineage: Eukaryota; Fungi; Ascomycota; Dothideomycetes; Pleosporales; Leptosphaeriaceae
Source: RefSeq, a predicted model, not a curated record
AUGCCAAUCACACAACAUACUCAUCCGCCUCGAUACCAGCCCUCUGGAUCCAGCCACAAAAGAAACCCGCCCUUCUACUCGAGUCCAGAGUCAAAAGUCCAGAGUCCAGACCCCGCUCUUCCAAAACCCCCAGUCGCCCAUCUCACAGCUCGCAGCGAGGAUACUGAUGGCCCGGCUAGAUGCAUGGCUCUGAUCACUGUGUAG